UGGUGGAACUUGACUUUCACUGAUGAUGCCUUGCAUCAUCCCUAGAACCUGGACGGGUUUCCACUCAAGCUUCAGCCUGCACUAAAUGUAACACAUCGAGACUCAAGAUCGUAUUCAACAUUUCUGCCAUCUAUUUUGUGUCUGUCUGUCUUUGCAACUGUUCCGACAAAAUUGCUGCGCCAUGGCCUCAAUAGGGCCGCAACUCCCCCCACAUCUUCAGAAACGCAAGCGCACGCCUGACGAGCACGACGAUGAGGAAGAGUCGCGACGAUCGCCCAAGGCAUCGCGACGAGAGAAUCGCGACGAGAUUUCCCUAGACGAGUCAUCUGACGACGAGUUUGGCCCCAGAGCGCCAGCGUCCAGAGAAGCCUCGGGGCCGCACAGAAACCGACCCAUCGGUCCCACUCGGCCAGUCGCACCACCGACAUCCGAUCGAGGUGCGCGCCAGGCCGGGGACCGUAGCAGCGGCGCAAUGGCUCCAGGGGCCGCCAGAAACCCAGAAAGGCCGGAAAUUGGCCCUACAAGACCGCCACCUGUCAUAGGUCCCACCGCCAACAAUGGAGACGAGAUCCCCCUCGAUGACGGCUCCGGUUCAGAACCAGACAUCGGCCCUGCUGCGCUGGCGCCGACCCGUCCCAGUGCGCCGAAGCGCGUCCUUGGGCCCGCGCCACCGCCGGCCGACCUUUCCGAGCGCCCCAAAACGGGGCCCAACUCGGACAGCGAUGACGACGAUGACGGCUGGGGGCCAGCGCUACCCUCACAAGCCGGCGCCUCUUCGCGAUCAACAGGAACAGGGGCAGGUCGUUUCGGACCCGCGUUUCCGCCUCCCGAGCAGCCGGCCGGGCCAGCCAAGCGCGACGACUGGAUGGUGGCGCCACCGACGAGCAGCUGGUACCGCGCGCCGGACCCGACGAAGCUGAAGAGCCGCAAGUUUGCGAGUGGGCGGUCUGUGGCCGGGUCCGACGCCAAGUCGGGCGGCAUCAGCAGCAUGUGGACCGAGACGCCCGAGGAGAAGAUGCGGCGCGUGACCAACGCAGUGCUAGGUCGGGAAGAUCCCAACGCCGCCGGUGGUGGCCGAGGAGGCGGCAAUGCGUUGUCGUCGCGCUACGAAAGCGCGAGGGGCGUCGACGAGUCCCGGGUCCGGGCGUACACUGAAGAAACGCGCGGCCGAAGCCUCGUCGAAGAACACCAGGCGUUGAAACAGGCAGGGAAACUGAAAAAGGCCGCCACCUCCACCGCUGCGCCCCUUGAGGGCCAGAAAACGGUCGAGGAGGAGGACGACCCCAGCAAGCGGGCGUUCGACCGCGAGAAGGAUAUGGCGGUGGGCGGACGGAUAAGCGGCGCCCAGAGACGGCAGUUGCUGAACAAGGCGGCAAACUUUGGUGACAGGUUUCAGAAGGGGAACUAUCUGUGACCACGUAUUGCGAUGGCAGUCUAUCAACAUGCUCAAGGGAAAUUACGCACUCGUGAACUCAACGCUGUAGGUGUUUCUUCACCUGUGGUUCUUCACUUGCUCGUCUCAAUUCGGUCUCUAGACCUCAGGCACGAACAGCUUAUGAAGAGACGAAUCAACUAGGAUCUUGUGCUCAUCGGAUGAUAAUUGAACCUUGCAA
Molecule: messenger RNA, 1613 nt
Organism: Lasiosphaeria miniovina
Lineage: Eukaryota; Fungi; Ascomycota; Sordariomycetes; Sordariales; Lasiosphaeriaceae
Exons: 1
Coding region: 182-1414 (410 amino acids)
Source: RefSeq, a predicted model, not a curated record